Molecule: messenger RNA, 606 nt
Organism: Necator americanus (New World hookworm)
Lineage: Eukaryota; Metazoa; Nematoda; Chromadorea; Rhabditida; Ancylostomatidae
Exons: 1
Coding region: 1-606 (201 amino acids)
Source: RefSeq, a predicted model, not a curated record
AUGGAGACUGUCUCACACUGUGUACUUACAACGCGAGAACAGUGUCCACAGACGCUGACCUGCAUGCCCUUCUGGUCUGUUCUAAUCACCGCUCCCUUCGUGCGAAAAUACGACUUAGCCACACCAUGGAAAAGAACAUCUGCUAUCAGCAACGAAGGAGAAAAUAAGUUGUCCACGACGUUUGCGUACUCGAGGACUCCUUGUCCCAAGGUGACUGACACAUCGAGGAGGACCCAAACGCUGACUACGAGAUGCUGCUCAGAGGAUUACGAGCCAGUGUCGCACAUUGAGCGGUUAGUAGCAAACACUAGCUGCAGAAAGGCGUUGCAGGAGGAUCUUUUGAAGUACAGGCAGAAGAAGAUUCUGGAAGCAGCACAAAAAAGAAGGAGUCUAAAGAAGUGCCGCAGGGAUCUCUGCGGAUAUAAUGUUCCCCUAGCAGCCUUGCUGAGCGAAGACGGGACUCGUCGUGAGAUGGAAAUCAUUACGGAGAGACUCCACUCGAACCUUUUCCGUUCAUCGACUCCUGUGUCAAGCCCGAUCAUCGCUACUGGUGAAGCUCCACCACGGAUUCUCCACGGAUUCGAAAGUACGAGUCGCUAUCAAUAG